Messenger RNA from Melanotaenia boesemani (Boeseman's rainbowfish), 2744 nucleotides. RefSeq names its product G2/M phase-specific E3 ubiquitin-protein ligase-like. Bases 370 to 2355 code for a protein of 661 amino acids. The record is from RefSeq and is a predicted model, not a curated record. The transcript has 13 exons. NCBI's taxonomy places the organism in Eukaryota, Metazoa, Chordata, Actinopteri, Atheriniformes, Melanotaeniidae. Gene Ontology annotation, molecular function: ubiquitin-protein transferase activity.
AUUAUAACACUUGAGUCCCUGCAGGAUCUUUGUUUAUGCAACAUCCCAUAUUAAUGCUUAAUGUUAAUGCUUACUUAUUGCAAGUUGUACAGCCCUCAUAAUUUCCUUGUGUUUUCUCUACAUGUGGAUUACCUUUGCUGAUAUCUGUUUGUCAGAAUGUCAACUACAGCUCAACAGUGGCAGCAGCUGCACAGAACCUUAUUACAGUGCUCACUCAGAACCUUUCUCAGGGACAGCACCAGCCAGCACAAGGAGGAAGGCAGGAACAGAGACCUUCCUCUGUAGAUCAGGAGAUGGCAAGGUUUUAGAUAAUAUAGAUUUUUUAAGCUGUUUUAACUGCAUUUUGACAAGUUUGUGUUAUAAUUUGCUAUGCUACCAUUUUUACUCAUUUUCCUCACUACAUUCAGAUCUUUCCCAGGGAUUUUUGGAAAGAAAAGUUAUCUUGGAAAACGAAAGAUGCAUAAUCCAAAGAUCCAUGGUCCACCAUCUUCAAAGACAUGGAAGCCUUUCAGUUUCUAUGUCUAUCUGUUGAAUUGUAAUACAGAAACAACACCAUCCUCCUCUGAGGAGUUUGAGCUUGCCCAGGCAGGACUGGGUAAAAGACAUCUCACAAUGUCCAGGGACAUGAGUCAUGAAGAGUUCUUUGGACUUCUUCAAAAUGAGUAUCCUAAGAUGUAUGGUCUAACUGGAGGAUGGCUGCUCUACAAAGCCACAGGUGGACAGGGUAAAAGGAAACUGACACUGGUCCCUCCUGAUUCUGAAGGAUACACCGGGACACUUUUACGUAGUGUGACUGGGGCUGGGAAAAACUUACUGUAUAUAGUUCCUUUACAACAAGAAUUUGACCUUACGCCAUUACCUCCGGAUGCAGUGGAAUUCAAAAACAUGCCCAAAGCACAAUGCCAAACAUGCAAAGUGAAUUUGCCUUUGCAAAUUUUGGCUCUUCAUGUGCAGGACUGCACAGAGUCAGAGUCUUCAGCUGAGGGUACUGAGGCUUGUCAAAGCAAGGUCCAAAUAGUUUCUGUGACACAUCCUCCAGAGAAAACUCACACAGAGGAAUCGGAUGAAGAGAAGCUUCCAUGUCCCAUCUGUAACUUGAAAUUUGCAACACACUUCCUCGAAAUCCAUGCAAGCACAUGUGGAGAAAGAUGCAAAGAUGAUCUCACAAUGGAUGAGAUGGGAAACAAAGGAGAUGAGGAGCAUAUUAAAAGUAUUGAUGAUGUAUUGAAUACCAUUUGGGAAAGAGUUGAUGUGGAGAAAGAGUUCAACAUCCACAUUUCAAGAACAAACAUUCUGGAGAGAGGUCUUCUGCAGUGGCAGCGUCAAAAGACAAAUACACCAACUGCUACGUUGAAGGUGUCCUUCUUUGGGGAAGCAGGAGUAGACACUGGUGCACUUCGAAAAGAAUUUCUCACAGAAAUGGUGGCCAGAAUUGAGACUCGUUUCUUUGAGGGACCACCACACCAGAAAAGUCCACGCUACUCACUGACUGACUUUGACAGUGGACUCUUCAGGACUGUUGGAGAGAUUUUAACAGUUAGUUUGGCACAAGGAGGUCCUGCCCCUGCGUUUUUCAGCCCAUGGGUUUACAGUUACUUCUGUAAUGGGCAGAUCAACCCAAUGCUUCUCGGCAAGAACACAGUGGCAGAUUCACAGCUGCGUUCACUGAUUGACCAGGUGGAAUCCUCAACUGAACAGUCAGUUGAGGGUCUGACCGAUGAGAUUUUAAACUGUGGAUUCACAGGAGCCAUCUCAGUUCAAAACAAGGAGCUGAUUGUCCGAGCCAUUACACUCCAUGCCGUGCUUAGAUUGCAGCCAAUGCUGGAACAACUUAGGGAAGGUUUGCAGCUGUAUGGCCUUCUUGAGCUGAUUAAGCAGCACCCAGAUACCUGCCAGCCUCUCUUUGUCCAAGGGGAAGAUGUUAAAGUUAAUGCAGAGUUUGUCAUGGCAUCCAUUCACCCUCAGCUGAGUGAAAAGGGAACCACCAGGCAUCAAGUUGAGCUGGAGAUGCUUAAUUUCAUCCAAGACUUUCUUUACGAAUCAGAAGCAGAAAGUCCAGAGCAUCUAGGUGAUGAAGGUGGCCCAAGAUCUGUUACACCUGCCAGGUUUCUGCAGUGGAUCACUGGUCAGGGUCAUAUUCCACUCCUUCCCUCAGAAAAAAAAGACUUUGCUGUGGUGAUCAAGUUUAACCAUGACUGUGGUGCUGACUUUGGAAAGCACAGCAUCUGCUAUCCUGUUGUAUCUGCAUGUGCUAAGACCAUCGUGCUGCCUGUCAAACACAUGAAGUCCUAUGAUCAAUUUAAAGUGGUUCUAAUGGAUGCUUUUCAUCUUGGCCAGGAAUUUAACAAUGUUUAAAGUGUGACCAUUGUCUUCUCCUGUUUUGAGGUUUAACUCAAGCCAAACUGUUAUGCAAACAGCUGUUUUUAUCAAUUUCAUGUUCAAGUUAAAGAAACACUUACAUAAGUUGUAAAUUAAGUAAGUGAAGUACACAAAGAAUUUACAGUUUAAAAGUCAGUUUUACUUCAGAAAAAAAAAUGCUGUUUGGAAUAAGAUGGCUGUUUUCACCAAAAUUCCCAAGCUUUCAUUCUCCAUGUUUCAACAAAUAAACAUAGUACAACAACCUUCUCUGUGUUGAAAAGUCAAAUGUAUACUGAAUCCACCUAGGAAACCUGAUUUAUUACGAAGCUCAAUACAUCCAAAUAAAUGUCUCUGCCCUGUGAUUGAGAUGGUCUUGUGACAUCAAU